AUGGCGAAGAUUUUUAAACCAGGAAAGGUUGCAUUAGUCACUCGUGGUCGUUUUGCCGGUAAGAAGGUUGUCAUCCUUCAAAACCUCGACCAAGGCACCAAGGCCCACCCUUUCAGUCAUGCUGUUGUUGCUGGUGUUGAGCGUUAUCCUUUGAAGGUCACCAAGUCUAUGGGUGCCAAGCGUAUUGCCAAGCGCUCUCGCGUAAAGCCUUUCGUCAGAGUUGUUAACUUCAACCACUUGAUGCCCACUCGUUACGCCCUUGAGCUUGACAGCCUUAAGGGACUUGUCUCUGCUGAGACCUUCAAGGAACCUUCCCAGCGCUCUGCCGCCAAGAAGGUCGUCAAGAAGACUUUUGAAGAGAAGUACCAAACCGGAAAGUCCGCCUGGUUCUUCACCCCUUUGCGCUUCUAA
Schizosaccharomyces osmophilus is the source of this 411-nucleotide messenger RNA. RefSeq names its product 60S ribosomal protein L27. Gene Ontology annotation, molecular function: structural constituent of ribosome. NCBI's taxonomy places the organism in Eukaryota, Fungi, Ascomycota, Schizosaccharomycetes, Schizosaccharomycetales, Schizosaccharomycetaceae. Gene Ontology annotation, biological process: translation. The record is from RefSeq and is a predicted model, not a curated record. Gene Ontology annotation, cellular component: ribosome; cytosolic large ribosomal subunit. The transcript has 2 exons. The coding region runs from base 1 to 411 and encodes 136 amino acids.